AUCCCACUCUCACCGUUUUACAGAGAAAGAGAGAGAGAGAGAGUCUGAAAGAGUACGUUUUCAGUAAGCCUGAAUUUGCUUUAUCCACCACCACCACCACUAGUGCUUCCAUUUCUCAGUCCACAUUACUUUUUCACUCUAUUUCUAAGUUUCACGGCGGCAGCGAAUGUGCGUGUGAGAUCUGUAGGGCGGGUUAGAUUUUAAUCGAUGGGGAGUGUGUCGUCCGACGACGGCUCCGACCAGCAGAGCGAUCGGUGUGGGAGCUACAGCCUCAGCGCCGACGUGAGUGAGUCCGAGAGCUGUAGUAGCUUCUCGUGCCGUAGAUUUGAUGCGGAAGGCGCUUCCAGCUCAAUGACGUCAUCUCCGAGGCCGGCUGCCGGGAGUUUCUGCGUUCAGGCGCCGGUGAUGCUGCCGGUGAUUGGAGGAAAGGAUGUGGUGGCUUGGGAUGAGAAGCCUGAGAAACGAAACGCCGAUUUAUCAGAGGUUGAAAUGAUGAAGGAGAGGUUCGCUAAGCUUCUGCUGGGAGAAGACAUGUCUGGAGGAGGAAAAGGGGUCUGCACUGCCCUUGCUAUCUCAAAUGCCAUCACCAAUCUCUCUGCUACUGUGUUUGGUGAGCUAUGGAGGUUAGAGCCACUAGCACCACAGAAGAGGGCAAUGUGGCGCCGGGAAAUGGAGUGGCUCUUAUGUGUGAGUGAUUCAAUUGUCGAGCUUGUACCUUCAAUACAGCAGUUCCCUGGUGGAGGCACAUAUGAAGUGAUGGCGAUGCGGCCACGCUCUGACUUGUAUGUGAAUCUCCCUGCCAUAAAGAAGCUCGACGCAAUGCUGCUCAGUAUACUUGAUGGGUUCUGUGAUACUGAGUUUUGGUAUGUUGACCGGGGGAUAAUUUUGGGCGAUUCUAAUGAAAAUGAGGGGUUCAUGUCUAGUGGAAGGCCUUCAAUUAGGCAGGAGGAGAAGUGGUGGCUGCCAUACCCAAAAGUUCCGCCAAAUGCAUUGUCUGCUGAUGCAAGGAAGAAGUUGCAGCAGUGUAGGGACUGCUGCAACCAGAUACUGAAGGCGGCCAUGGCAAUUAAUAGUAGUGUGCUCGCCGAGAUGGAAAUCCCCAGGGCAUACAUGGAGUCACUGCCCAAGAACGGGAAAGAGUGCCUGGGUGAUAUCAUUUAUCGCUACAUAACUGCUGAUAAGUUUUCACCUGAAUGCCUUCUGGAUUGCCUGGACUUGUCAUCAGAGCAUCAAACUCUGGAGAUUGCCAACAGGAUUGAGGCAGCUGUGCAUGUUUGGAAGCAGAAAGACCAUAAGAAACAAAAUAAUCAUGUGAAAGCUAAAAGGUCAUCUUGGGGUGGUAAGGUCAAGGGCCUUGUUUCUGACACUGAAAAAAAUCAUUUUCUAGCUCAACGAGCAGAGACCCUUUUGCAAAGUCUAAGGCAUCGUUUCCCUGGUCUCCCACAAACUUCUCUGGACAUGAACAAAAUACAGUAUAACAAGGAUGUGGGGCAAUCAAUUCUUGAAAGCUACUCGAGGGUCAUGGAGAGCUUGGCCUUUAACAUUAUGGCAAGGAUCGAUGAUGUCCUCUUCGUAGAUGAUGCUACCAAGCGAUGCGCGGCAGCAGAAUCAGUUUCUCUCUUCAGCAGGGGAGGUUUGGGUGGUGUUCCUAUCCAGAAGAGGAUGUCACCUAGCCCCUUUUCCAUUCAACAGACUCCUUAUGCCUCCCCACUAGCAACUCCAACCUUCUGUUCCUCCACUCCUGUUAUUGGAAGUCCAGGUAGGACACCUCUUUGUGUAAAGCGGAACGUCGUGAAAGAGGCACCUGACGUGAAAUCAGAAAAAAUAAACGCGGAUGAAUUUGAGAGGGUGUGGUCAUAUGCUGGGAACAUCAGCUCUAGAAGAUCUACCGGAGAUGCUCCUGAGCGGGAUUGAGCAAGAUAAUGUUAGGUCACUUCUAGUUGAAGUAGUUCAAUAUUACAAAAGAAGUUGAUGAGCUGGCUGGGUCUAGUAUUGUACAUUCCUUAUUAGCAAUAGAAUAGGCUGGCCAAUAGUAGUUUUGAUCAAGUAUUAGAUGGAAGAAGGAUUAAAAUUUAAUUGUAUUUCAAUGCUGGUUUUAGAAGCUCACCACCAUUGUCAGAGUCUUUCUGGCAAGUAAUUAAUUUAGAUUCUGCA
Rosa chinensis is the source of this 2154-nucleotide messenger RNA. Its product is annotated as rop guanine nucleotide exchange factor 1. The record is from RefSeq and is a predicted model, not a curated record. Bases 208 to 1914 code for a protein of 568 amino acids. NCBI's taxonomy places the organism in Eukaryota, Viridiplantae, Streptophyta, Magnoliopsida, Rosales, Rosaceae. The transcript has 5 exons. Gene Ontology annotation, molecular function: guanyl-nucleotide exchange factor activity.